Cyclospora cayetanensis is the source of this 1068-nucleotide messenger RNA. Its product is annotated as tRNA (guanine-N(7)-)-methyltransferase. Lineage: Eukaryota; Apicomplexa; Conoidasida; Eucoccidiorida; Eimeriidae. Gene Ontology annotation, molecular function: tRNA (guanine(46)-N7)-methyltransferase activity. Gene Ontology annotation, biological process: tRNA methylation; RNA (guanine-N7)-methylation. Gene Ontology annotation, cellular component: tRNA methyltransferase complex. The coding region runs from base 1 to 1068 and encodes 355 amino acids. The record is from RefSeq and is a predicted model, not a curated record. The transcript has 12 exons.
AUGGGGGGGGCCUCCACGGCGGAAACUUUGGCGCACAAGAAGCCUAAGAAGGCGGACUACCGACAGAGGGCUCACUGCAACCCCUUGGCAGACUCCUUCCUGGCCUAUCCACCGUCUCCAGAAUUUGUGGAUUGGAGCAUGCAUUUUCCAGGGCCCCUCGGAGUGGCCUCUCCGCCUCGCCUCUGCCUCAACACUACAGACUACCCAAUCAAGUACGAAGCUCCUGUUGCGGCAGAAAGAAAUGGCGAAAGUGGGAGAUCUCCAGACUUUCUCGACGUUGGCUGCGGCUUUGGGGGCCUCUUGAUCUCUUUGGCUCCCCAGUUCCCCCAGUCCCUCAUUAUGGGCCUAGAGAUCAGAGAAAAGGUUACGAAUUUUGUUGGCGAGAGGAUUCAGGCCUUGAGGGAAGAACACAAGGAGGAAGGAUUGUACCAGAACGUCUCUGUCAUCAGAACAAACGCAACAAAGUUCCUUCUCAAUUAUUUUAGGAAGGGGCAGAUAUCGAAGAUGUUCUUUUGCUUCCCUGACCCCCACUUCAAGAGGACCAACUGGAGGCGGAGGAUCAUCAACACCCCUCUGCUUACGCUCUAUGGGUACAUCAUGAAACCGGGGGGACUCCUCUAUACCAUUACGGACGUAGAGGCCGUACACCACUGGAUGGUCCACGCGUUGCGGCACCACCCGUUGUUCGCUGAGCAGUCCCUGGAAGCACUUUCGGGGGACCCUUGUCUUGUGGCUAUCCAGAACCACACGGAGGAAGGCAUGAAGGCAAUCACUUGUGAUGCCGUGUGCCUACCUGCGGGGAAGCUCGCCGCAUGUCUUGAACCACAGUUUGGAUGCGCCUCGAAUCAGUCUUCAGGCGGAUCUAAUGAGAUGCGCCUGACAGCCAUCCUGAAGGCGCUACUAUCACCGACGCUGAGAGGCAGUUCGUGGACAAGGCUCGUCAUGGGGAAAAAUUUAGGCGCCUUAACGACUGCAUGGCCUCAAAAAGUCGAGGCGACCCAGUCUCUCUUCUCUCUAGCCGCCCUUGCCCUUCAUGCUGCUUCGUUCAAUGCAGCAAGGAAACUAUAG